CUUCAUUGCGAUACGCAUUAGCCGUUGUGUUGUUGUGGUGGAUAGGUGACGUAAUUCAUUGUUUUUCUUUCUCAACAUUUAGAACUAAUCUAAAUUAAAGAUAAAAGGCAGAGUAACAACAUCGCAGUUCUACUCGUUAAUCAGUGGAUGCUGCAUUCGGCCGUAUGAUCAGUUCAGUUUGGUACAUAACCAAAAAUACAUGUAACAAUCAAAUCGUAACUUCUCGAAAUACGUAUGUUACAUGCUACCGUGGUGCAGUUGUGUAACCGUGUUUAUCAGUAAAAGUGAUUACAUUGUUACGUCAAAUCGUUCAAAUCGUACAAACUUUUGUUCAUAGUUUUGAACUCUUUUUUUUUCAAUUGAGAACGUAACAAGGUGAAAACAACGAGGCGCAAGAUUUCGAGACGAGGGGCAGUUCGGCGGCAUAAGAGACCGUCGUGACGAAUGCAAGUGUCGAAUAAACGAAAGGAGUUGAACACCGAAGAAAGAGAAAAGGAAUAGAAGAAGACGCGCCGAGUCGUCUGGACUGCGAUACAUUGUCGAGCAGAGUGAUUUUGAUAUCUAGCAUUGAAGGACUGAUCUCGCUGCUUUUAUCCCCGGCAUUGCGGCGGUAUGAAAUAACAAGAGGCUUGAUUUGAUCUACAAAAUCGACAACGACAGUAGAGGCGGCGACAGCCUGAUUUCAUAGCGUCCGUACUCAGUCCUCAGUGUAGGCUAGUCGGGCGCUCGGUAGUCGUUGUCUCGACGAUUUCUCAACGCUCGUUUCUCCUAAUAAAUCUUUCUUUUUUCGAUACAUUUCGUUGCUCGAAAGAUUCCUUGAACGUCGGUAUAAUUUUCGGAUAGUUGAUCAGCCAGAAGAUUUAAGUACGUGGGGCGUUUGUGAGAGAGGUUAUCUUGAAAUAAACAAAACAGAAAGGAUAGAAAUUCCUUGCGUUUUAUUCUUUCGGUUCACUGCGUAGACUCUGGUAAAGAUUGUAAAAUCAAUAAGGAAGAUCAACGAGGAAACCAAAGGGUCAAAAAAGUUAAGAGAAAGAUCCGGAAGGUUUUGACAAGCAAAAGGUUGUUGGAUACACAAAGCACAAACAUGGCGGCGGACAUGUGCAUGCAGCAGAAUUGCACCGAUUCCACUGGAUUUCUAUAUGACAUGAUUAUAGAGAUGUGGUCGCCAUGGGACGCGGUGGAACAUUUAGAGUACACACCAUGGUUAUUCUCUUUGCUUGGAAGUACCGUGAUCGGACUGACCGGUAUUUUUCCGCUAUUGAUCGUCCCCAUCCAAGAAGGUGCCGAUCUGAAAACUGGAGAUAGCGCAGGUAUGCUGAAAAUGUUGUUGAGCUUCGCAGUCGGCGGUCUCCUGGGCGAUGUCUUCUUGCAUCUGCUACCUGAAGCAUGGGCAAACGACUCUUUGAACAAAAAAACGGAUGCUGGACAUCCGUCGAUGACCUCCGGUCUAUGGGUGCUAGGAGGUUUCUUGGUAUUCGUCGUAGCGGAGAAACUGUUCGCUUUCGAGCAGGAGACUGAGAUCGAGGAUACGUCUAUAAAUAAUGCGAAACUUUGCGAGAAAGCAAACGUCGAAGUUGAGAAGGAAAUGGAGAACAAUAAUUGCAUCAAUUUGAUCGGCAGUAAUCCGAAGAAUGGUUUCUCGAAGCGGCUUCCCAACGAUUUUUCGAAAGUCAUUAACGAGUUGCAGCCAUUCUUAGAGAAAAAGAACGGAUACUCCCAAUUGCCAAAUGGUUUCAAAGAUGUACACAAGAAUGGCUUCGUUACCAAUGGCAUCGAGCCAGUAUUAAUAUGCACCGAGUUGUCCAGUACUCUGAAAAGUUUACCGUUAGACGAAGCGAACGAUUAUUUGAAGAAAUUUUCAAGAAACACCAACGGUUUCGUGACUGAAUUGUCGAAUGGUUGUUCCAAAAAGGACAACCCAGACAAAGCUUCUGACGACCAACAGACUGUUGCAAAAGAAAAGCCUAAGCAUAUAAGUGGCUAUCUUAAUCUAAUAGCCAAUGUCAUAGACAACUUUACUCAUGGAUUAGCUGUGGGUGGUUCUUUCCUCGUGUCCUUCCGUCUGGGUGUUCUUACUACAUUCGCUAUUCUCAUACACGAGAUUCCACACGAGGUCGGAGAUUUUGCGAUAUUAUUACGCAGCGGAUUCAACAGAUGGGACGCUGCGCGGGCGCAGCUUUUCACUGCUAGCGGUGGCAUUUUUGGAGCCAUGUUUGCCGUACUUUUCUCCGGUGGUGAAAUAGGGGAAAAAACGAAUUGGAUAUUACCCUUUACUGCGGGCGGUUUCCUUCACAUCGGCAUGGUGACCAUUCUACCUGAAUUGCUUAAAGAAACUAGCCCUAAAGAAUCAUUAAAACAAAUAGUUGCUUUGCUCUUUGGUAUUACCCUGAUGGCAGUUUUAACGAUUCUUUGUGAUUAAUAGAGUUGCUUCGUUUUGUAAUAGCAUUAGAUUUCAUUUGUUGGUAUACAUCGAGACACGUGUCGAGUGAAAUUUUUGUUUUCAUCCUAAUAUUAAUCAUGCCAGAAUAAAUAAUUCGAGUUUGCCAUAAGAAAUUCUACAGUGUAAUACUUGUUGCUCAAUGGAAUGAUCCAGGCCGGAAGACAGCGGAGACGAGGAACGGCGAUUAACGACUGACCAAAUUUCUGUAGAAAUGAUGCAACUUUUGUACUGAUCUUAAUUUGAUAUAGGAUACAUUUAAAAUACGUUCACAUUUGAGUAAUACGAUAAAAUAAUAUCGAUCUCCUUUUACGAUAGUUAAUAUUCUUCUAGUAGUGAGAAACGAAAAAAAGAAAUAUUUGUGUAAGUUACUUUUAUAUUUUUCGAUCGUUUAUCGGGGAUCGUAUUAUUGGUAAUUUGGUAUUAUCGAUGUAUAUUGUUAUAAAUCUGGCAUAGUUUAUACAUAAAUACACAUGUUCCUCUAUAAACUAUCGAAAAUGUGUUGCAUGAAACGUCAUUCCGUUUCUACGAUAUCGACUUACUUUACACUUAAUCUUCGUUAUCUGUUUAUCUAGACACUAUAUCGUGAAACCAGUAUUGACGUGUGACUUUUACGUUAUAAAAACGUUAUCAUGUACAUAAUGUUUAUGCUUCCUUGUUUACUGUUAAAAAAAAUUGAAAUUCAAAAAAAAAGUUUGUAAAUCACGUACAGAAAAAUACAUAUAUUUUAUGGAUACAUGCAUUGGUUUAAUCGAUGCAUGCAUUCCAACUGAUGUAUAUUUUAAGUUCCUAUAAUUAAAUGUAAAUAAUGUAUCGAACUCUUAACCAUAUUAUUAACAACAAAUAUGAAAAUAACAAAUAACAUAUUCCUAAAGAUGAACGUGAACAAGUUUGUAUAUCAGAUCACAGCAGAAGUAAUAUACAAAAAGUACAUAAAAUCGGUAUAUAGAUAUAGGAUCAUUGCAUUUAAUAAAAUUUUAAAGUUUAUGUGAACUCGACUAUUUUAAAGAAGUUACAAAGUAAGAUGAGUUACUGAACCGGAGAAGAUUCCAUCUAUUCUCCAUAGUCUCCUGUAUUAAAGGUGCAAGUUUUAUAAACCAAACAAAACAAUCCUUGUACUUAAAGGAUUAUUCUUUGACAACAAAACUGUUGAUGCAUGAGCGUCUUUUUUAAGCACAUGUAAAUAGAAAUUUGGAAUUUACAAAGUUGUAUUAAUCAGCGAUUUGGCAAAUAUAUUUUCUAUAAACUAUGACUUCAUGAGAAAAUUGUUCAUAUGUAAUCAUUAUUACUUGUAAAUAAAGUAUUUUAUUCUAUAA
This is a messenger RNA of Frieseomelitta varia, 3753 nucleotides long. It is a transcript of the gene Zip99C, whose product is annotated as zinc transporter ZIP13 homolog. Gene Ontology annotation, cellular component: membrane. Gene Ontology annotation, molecular function: zinc ion transmembrane transporter activity. The record is from RefSeq and is a predicted model, not a curated record. NCBI's taxonomy places the organism in Eukaryota, Metazoa, Arthropoda, Insecta, Hymenoptera, Apidae. The transcript is spliced from 6 exons. The coding region runs from base 1085 to 2419 and encodes 444 amino acids. Gene Ontology annotation, biological process: zinc ion transmembrane transport; intracellular zinc ion homeostasis.